This is a messenger RNA of Kluyveromyces marxianus DMKU3-1042, 4476 nucleotides long. It is a transcript of the gene SNT1, whose product is annotated as Snt1p. Gene Ontology annotation, cellular component: Set3 complex. The record is from RefSeq and is a predicted model, not a curated record. The coding region runs from base 1 to 4476 and encodes 1491 amino acids. NCBI's taxonomy places the organism in Eukaryota, Fungi, Ascomycota, Saccharomycetes, Saccharomycetales, Saccharomycetaceae. Gene Ontology annotation, biological process: regulation of transcription by RNA polymerase II. The transcript has a single exon.
AUGCCGCCUCAUCAUCGUCUUGGAGAGAAGAAACGGUAUCAUUACGGAGGUGGUCCUUCUGGACGAUAUGGCUCUUUUUCGUCAGGACAAGAGGGUUCUGGGAGUGGUAGCAGUGGUUCUAGACAUUCGCGAUAUGAUCCCAAUGCUACAGUACGAGGCCCGCAUUCGUCCCGUCCCAGCUCACGAUUCAAUCCGAACGUAUCAGUGACGGACACUAAACGUGGGUCUACAGAUGGAAACGCGAGCAACGCCAAUGGGAGCCGAAAUGGACCCAGUAACAGUACGCACGGUAAUGGCGUUACUAAUGCGAACACCAGUGCUGGCGUCAGUCCCAGUGCUAGUAACAGUACCAGUAUCAGUCCCAGUACGAGUCACAAUCACAAUACCAUUACUAACCCUGUGAAUGCCAGUUCUACGAGUAACAAUACAAAUUCAAAUUCAAAUCACCAUGUUAAUAGCAAUGCACCAGCAUCUGCAUCUUCGUCUUCCAGAUGGGCGGGCUCUCAUAGCCGAUAUAAUCCACAGGCUGGCGUUUCCGUAACGAAUAACACACCAGCGUUGUCCACAUCUUCUGCACAAGGGGGUCCAGCAACAGCUCCUUCCGCCAGCACGAGUGGUAGUCCGUAUUAUCCUUCAAACACUCUAAAUGGUUCUAGCAAAUAUUCGUACGUUUCUGGUAGAUCACAACGACCAAGAAGCUCUUUUGAUACAUUUCCCCCCAACGCUUCAGCAGACUUAUACGAUAACAGCACGAAACAUGCUUUUUCUGGCGCUAAAACGGCAAUGAGUGGUAGCUCUGCCUCGAUACCGGGUGGAAAUAAUCUCAAUAACAGCUUGGGAAGCAAUUCAAGAAAUUCUUACUGGGGCAACAGAGGUUCCAGGAGUGGUGGGAAAUACCACUCGGGAUCAAGGUAUAAUGGUUUCAGGAAAUAUCCCUUUGAUUAUGGAUUUCACGAUAUGCCGGACAUUCCAAAGUCGAAAAAAUCAUUUGAUACUUCAUCGCAUCCUUCAAAAUCAAGCUUAAUCAACUCUGUUCCACAAACCACUCGGAAAGUGGAAGAACAGGUCUCGCAUAAUCACAAAAGAAUAGAUAUUAGUGCAGAGGAAUAUACUGGAGAUAGCGACACUAGGUCUUAUAGUAGCUUUCAAGAAAAAACUGAUGGGCAAGAUGAAGGUUCGGAGCUUGAUGAUGAGUCUCAAAUGUACGAUAUGAAUAAUAAUGGUACACCUACUACGGAUCGUAAGCAGGAAAGCUUUAGUUUACUUGAAAACAAAGACAACAAAGCUAAAAAUACAGCUCAGAAAGAGGAAGGGCGUGAAAGUAGACAACAGUCGCCUCAUACUGUAAUGAAUGAUGAUUCUAAUGUAAUGUUAGAUGUAUCAGAUAAUACCAAGAAAUCAGAUAAAAUAGACGAAGAAUAUGAUGAUGAACCGAAGAAGACUUCAGUGGUUGAUAAUGAUGUUCCAACUUCGAUAAACAACAAUGAUGAAAAAGAGGACUCACAUGUUACUGAAAAGGAUGAUUUCGAUGAAGAAGAUGCAGAGAAACUACUCGAGAACUCUCUUCAAAAUUUAACAGGUCCAUUGGCUGAGAAACAACAUAUACCACCACAAGAUUAUAUUUCAAAGGCAGAACCUUAUCCAACACCAAUCCAUCCUAUAGAAGAAUGUAUAUUCCCGAUGCAGGAGCCUCAGAUGAAACUCUGGAUGUUAAAGAAUAAACCAAGAGCAGAUAGAAUCAAGAACCAAAAGUAUCUUUUGAAAAAACCUGUUCAAUAUCUUUUUGAAUAUCCUUUCUUCACUAAAGCAUGGAUUAUACAUGAACAGGCUGUCAAGCCCGUUGUUAUCAAGAAUCUAGCCGAGAUAAAACGAUAUGAAUAUCUCAGAAAAUUACAGUUGAAGGAUCAAUUUUUCAAGCUUGAAAACGAAUGGACUAAGAAAUGUGAACGUAUGUCAAAACUCAGUGAAACUUUGCACAGAACAGACUCAGAAGAGGAUCAUAAAAAACAUACAAACGACAAUAAAGUGCAAGAAAAUACUAAUGGAGAAACUGAUAGACGUCCUACAAGUUCUCGUAGAAGAAAUAGAGCGGAUUUUGUUGAUGAUAACGAUAUUGAAAAUGUUUUACUUCAAAUUGAUCCUGACUAUAAGCAUCAUCAACUUGCAGCUACGAUUCCUCCAAUGAUUAUCAAUCCAGUGGAAAAAUUUGCCUGUCUUUUCAAAGAUGUUAAUAACCUUGUAACGGAUAAAGAUAAGUGGGCUAGCAGAGUUUUAUCCGAUGGGAUCGACACAUUUACUCCUUAUGAGCACGAACUUUUCAUAGAAGGUUAUCUAUCAUAUCCAAAGAAAUUUGGAAAAAUUUCUCACUAUAUGGGUAACCUGAGAACACCAGAAGAGUGUGUUCUACAUUAUUACAGGACUAAGAAAACAAGCAAGUACAAGAAAUUGUUAUUGGAAAAACAUAAGAAGCGGAAAGCAAGUAUAGGACGUCGUAAGAAGGAAAAAGAUAAGACAGAAGCCAAAAGGAAGGAAGAUGAUGAAAAGGAAACAAAGAAAAGUGAAACUGAGCCUUCAGAAACAGCAACCUCGACUGUGGAAAAGAACUUAUCGGCUGAAGAAACAGAAAAGGCACCUGCUCUUGCACCAAAAAUAGAAUCACCGCCAUUAGUAAAGCCAAUUGAAGAGGUUCCUCCUUCUCAACCUGUGCCUGUAGCAGCGUCAGUGUCUGUGAAUGAAAAUUCUACGUUAAAUACAAAUGUUACAGAAGGAGAAACUGAAACUGAGGUAAAGAAAGAAUCUGAUACAGAAUCUGAAAAUGAGGUAACCACUGAUGGUGAUUCUGUACUUAAGCAACAACUCGUUGACGCAGAGGAAUCACUUCGUGAAACAGCUACUCCUCAAACAGUUAUUCAUCAACAAUCAUUGCCCCACCAUGAUGAAGUUAUUGCAGAAGGAUCUCAAGUGGUAGAGAACGUAACGGCUAAUGUUGUAGGACAGGAUAAUGACUCUGAAAAAGCGAUAUCUUCAUCUAAUGAUUUGGAUAAGGCUGGCUCUCAUCCAAAGGUUGAUGGCGAUUCAGAAGGUGUACUAAAACACCCGCUAUCAGAACAACAAUUAGCUAAUCAUACGGAACAGCCAAUGAAAAAGAAGAUAAAACAAUCUGAUAUCAAUCAUAAAUCUAGCUAUUGGAGUGUGCAAGAAUCAAAGAUGUUCCCUGAAUUGGUGAAAGAGUUUGGCUCUAAUUGGACUGCUAUUUCUCAAAAGCUUGGGACUAAAUCAACAACCAUGGUCAAGAACUACUUCCAGAGAAAAGCUGGUCAAAAUGGAUGGUAUGCGCUUGUGGAAAUGGGAAACAACAAUCAUAACCAUAAUCAAUCGAACUCAGGAUUAUCAACAACUGCAACGAGUGAUCAAGUGAAUAAACCAGUCGCAAUUGCUCCUGCACCUGGUAAUGUUGGUAACAUUGCUACUUCAGCACCAUCAACGGGUAGUGGUCAGGGGCUCAUUAACAUGCCUAGAUCAUCCAAUCUACCAUUUGGUACGGCGAAUAAUGAAAGAUCUAAUAUGGGCUUGAAUGAAUUGCCAUCUGUGACACAACAGCAACAGCAGCAGCAACAGCAACAGCAACAGCAACCACAGCAUCAACCACAGCAACCUCCAGUGGGAUAUUUCUCCGACAACGGCUUACCUGCUAUUCACUCACCAGCUUUUACACUAACUAGAAACGAAGACAGCUUCUCUAAUUUGCCAACGCCUACACAAGGGUUACCUGUGCAACACAUGCCGGCAAUAUCGUCGUUUAAUACGCAUAAUAUGUUGCCUAAAUUGAACGCGGGAACUAUUCAUUCGGAGCCACAAAUGCAAUUGCCAGUACAAAAGAACAUUGCAACUGGUAGUGACUCUACUAUGAACAAGCCACAGGGUGCUUCCGUUCACUUCCCUCAUAAUAUCGUGGGAAAUACCGGUAAUAGUGUAACUCAAUCCUAUACUGUAGCGCCAAGUCGCAGAUCUUCUAUUAGAAGCUUGUUGAAUGAUGGUGAAGACUCCAAACCAACUCGUAGUGCAACUCCCCCAAACAUUACACCCACGGUAUCGAGUACUACUUUACCAGCACUGAGACCGAUGAGCACUACGUCUGCUAUGCCGUUACAAUCCAUUGCGCCUUCUAGGUCUACGGAACCUGUAGCCUCGAAAGUAAUUGUUCAAGAAUUAUCUCACACUAAGACAUACACUAAUGCCAACUUAACCCAUAAUGCUGUCCCUCAAAACAUCGCACCAAUUCAGAACACUCAAUUGUUGCCUGUUCCUUCAGUAUCAUCGAUAAACUUCGCAAACGAUCCACUAGCAGCCCUAGCAGCAGUAGCUUCAUCUACUGAAGCGUUUGGUCUGGUACCUGCGGCUCCACCAAACAACCAGCAUCAGCAUCAUCAAUCCAUUAAGCAAAAUAACACCGAUAGCAACGGUCACAUUCACUGA